Lentinula edodes (shiitake mushroom) is the source of this 303-nucleotide messenger RNA. RefSeq lists its product as uncharacterized. NCBI's taxonomy places the organism in Eukaryota, Fungi, Basidiomycota, Agaricomycetes, Agaricales, Omphalotaceae. The transcript is spliced from 2 exons. Bases 1 to 303 code for a protein of 100 amino acids. The record is from RefSeq and is a predicted model, not a curated record.
AUGCCUCCCCCGCCUACCCUCGUGCAUGGCUCGGCGUCAGACCACGGGCAUGGAUCAUCUACACCACCUCCGCCAGCAUUAAAAAAGACCACCGACUGCUCUUGCUGCUCCAAUGAACCAACGACGCCGCCGCUUCCCUCCUUCGCGUCAUUACCUUCCUUUCCUUCUUUGCCAAUGAUACGAUCACCUGCCUCCUCAUAUUCGGCCCGCUCUGUUCACUCUGCUCCUCCCUCUCCUCCUUCUCCUUCUCCGCAUUCCCCAUUGCCCCUUCUUCUCUGCCCUGCCAAUCCCAGCCUUCUCUAA